AUUGCAUUCUUCUCUAUUUUGUGUUGUAAGCUUUGGUGAUUGCAUAUUAUAGGCAUUUUCACUGUCGUGAAGCUAUUUUCAGAGAUACAGCGGUAAAAGGCCUAACGAAUCGAUUAGCACUCUGUAACGUGCCACAGGAAGCCAUGUGUCACUCAUACCAUCACACUCAGAAGAAUUACCAGGACAACUUCGGAAAUUUUGUCGGUGGUGUUCGGGUGUGUCGAUGAUCAGACGUAUUGCGAGAUACACGCCGAAAGUUUUGGUUCACUGCCGGCAACAGAAUUUACACUACAGGGGUCUGUAUAUUCAGAUGGCAGCACCAAAGUUCCAGGAUAUGUACGUGAUUGAUUUGCGGAGCGAUACAUUAACAGUACCUACUAAGGCAAUGAGAGAAGCAAUGUACAAUGCAGAAGUUGGAGAUGAUGUUUAUGAAGAAGAUCCUACUGUGAAAGCUUUGGAACGAAGAGCAGCUGCAUUAUUUGGGAAAGAAGCUGGAAUAUUUGUCCCCAGUGGUACUAUGGCCAAUCUACUUGCAAUUAUGGUUCAUUGCAGUCGAAGAGGAACUGAACUCAUAGCUGGUGACAAGUCUCAUAUUUACAAAUAUGAGCAGGGAUCAGCAGCACAUAUUGCAGGGGUUCAAGUAACAACAGUUAAAAAUAAACCAGAUGGAACUUUUGAUUUGGAUGAAAUGCAGAUGAAAAUAAGGAACGAAGAUAUCCAUGAGCCAGUCACUGCUCUCAUCUGUAUUGAAAAUACACACAACUUAUGCGGUGGGAAAGUUCUACCGAUGGAAUGGCUCGAUGAGUUGUGGAAGCAGGCAGCCCAGCGUGACAUACCUGUGCAUGUGGAUGGUGCUCGUUUGCUAAAUGCAGCAACAAAGAUGCGUGUGCACCCUGCUGUGCUGACCAGCGGCUGCCGCUCUGUGUCACUCUGUCUCAGCAAAGGUCUCGGUGCUCCAGUUGGUUCUCUACUGCUUGGUGAUGCUACUUUUGUGAGCAGAGCAAGGUACCUACGGAAAGCCCUUGGAGGGGGAAUGCGGCAAGUGGGUGUGCUAGCAGCAGCAGGGCUUGUGGCACUGGAUACUGCCUCUGACAGACUUACACAAGACCAUGCUAAUGCAGCUCUCAUUGCCAAAGGUAUAUCAGAGUUUGGAAGCAAAUAUAUCCAUAUUGACCCAGCUAGUGUCCACACAAAUAUUAUUAUGGUCAAUGUUGAAAGAAAAAUUAAAGCACCAGAACUAUGCAGUCGAUUGGAGCAGAUUACUGAUGAAGAGACAGAGUAUUUAGGAAAGGAAGCAGUAAUUGUUAAAGCUUUGUCUUUGGACACUGGGCACAUACGACUGGUAACAUAUAACAGCAUAACAGAUACUGAUGCCAAGAUGGUUGUGAAGAAGCUUCAGUUCAUCAAUCAAGAGCUGCAGAGGAGCUGAUUAGUGUUAAAAUAUGUGGUGAACUCUUCAGUAUCACAGUUAUUCAAGCAGCAUGAAAAGCAGUGUAAUAAUUUAAUGUAGGAAUUAGCACCAUUCUUUCUAUAGCAUACGGUAUAAGUUCGGAAAAAAUGCUAAUAAAAAAAUAAAUAAAAUACUAUUUGUCCAAAACUA
Molecule: messenger RNA, 1600 nt
Organism: Schistocerca serialis cubense
Lineage: Eukaryota; Metazoa; Arthropoda; Insecta; Orthoptera; Acrididae
Exons: 10
Coding region: 224-1429 (401 amino acids)
Biological process (GO): glycine biosynthetic process; L-threonine catabolic process
Cellular component (GO): cytosol
Molecular function (GO): L-allo-threonine aldolase activity
Source: RefSeq, a predicted model, not a curated record